GGGUUUAUGGUUAUUGAUAAAACUCGGGAAAUGAAUGAAGGAAGAUAUAGAUGUGGUUUUCAUACUUUUAUUAAAAUAAAAUAAAUGUAAGUAUAAAUAUAAAUAUAAAGUAUAACUGAAAUUAUAUACAUUGUGUUGUCAAUAGUCAUACGAUACAGUUAUAUUCACAUUAUUAUUUGAAAUGAUUAAAGAAAAAGUUUUAUUGGAAAAUUUAAUAACCUCAAAAAAAAAUAUAAAACGAAAAAUAAUGGAAAUGAAACGUGGUAUCAUAGAUUCCGACAACUAUUUUCGUGAAGCAUUUAAACCAAUAAUAGAACCAUUGAGCAACCAAACAGAAAAGAAUACACAACCGGCUGAUGAAAUAAAACCGGAAACUUCAGACGUUAGUGAUGAUGAUAAUGAUAACGAAUUAAAUUCAUCAUUUUCAAAUUUUUUCAAUAAACGUCCUACAUCAAAACGAUAUGAUAAAUCAUAUGGUAUGUAUUAUGAUAAAGCCAGUGAUUCAUAUAAAAUAGGAGGCUACUCUGUAACUUUUAGUCAUGGUAACUUACAGUUAUUUAAUAAAUACUAUCCAUGGACUGAAGGACUAUGGUCUUUACUAUGUGAGAAAGAACCAAAAAAUACAACUCUACAAGAUAUGGAAUCUUAUUACGACAUUUUAAAAACUUCACGAGCUCAUUUAAAAGCAGAUGGGAAACCUAAAACCUUAAAGUUUCAUAAAUGGACGAAUGUUGUAAAACCUGUAUACGAUAGAAUGAAAAAUGAGGAAAAGCAAUUAAACGAAGAAAUAGAUAAAAUUAAUAACUCAAGAACUCCUCGAUUAAGUUUAGCACAAAUUACCGAUCAUUUAUCUAGAUCUAACACUAAACCAAACAGUUCUAUGACUACAGAUCCAAAGAAUGAAAAAAUGUUUAAUUUUACUGCAACCCCAAAGGUUAAGAGAGGUUCUGGUUUAUAUAAAGAUGUAAUACCUCAAACACAAUUAGUUUAUUAUGACGAUCCGAAUGAACUAAAGAAUUACGCGAGAGAAAUAUUAUAGUAUAAUGACAAUCUUAACCAGUUUAGCUGAGGAGUUACAUGGACCAGCGAGAAAAAUAUUUCCUAGACGAAGCGUAGUAACACGGUUUAAAGAUGAUCUCUGGCAAGCUGAUUUAAUAGACAUGCAACCACAUUCUAGACAAAAUAAUGGUUUUAAAUUCAUUUUAAUUAUUAUAGAUACAUUUACCAAGUAUGUGUGGGUAGAA
This is a messenger RNA of Aphis gossypii (cotton aphid), 1244 nucleotides long. RefSeq lists its product as uncharacterized. The coding region runs from base 182 to 1039 and encodes 285 amino acids. NCBI's taxonomy places the organism in Eukaryota, Metazoa, Arthropoda, Insecta, Hemiptera, Aphididae. The record is from RefSeq and is a predicted model, not a curated record. The transcript is spliced from 3 exons.